CUGAUGGUGGGUUUUACAAAUUCAGGCAAGACCAACUUAAAAUUGUCAGGAAAGCAAGCAACAUGGAUGACACGGAAGGAAUCAGACAAGCUAUAGAAUUGUUAAGAAAUUGGAUACAAAAACAGGAAUAUUUUAACAAGAAGGAUCAAUCUGAUACAUACUUCGAAAAAAAUUUACUAGUUUCUAAAGGGUCCUUGGAACGGUCUAAACUCCGUAUAGAGAAGAUUUGUACAUUACGGACUAUUUGGCCUAUGCAGUUCACUAUUACCGAACGAAGUUACUUCACGGAGGAUUUUAAAACUUAUAACAGCGUUCAUCUGCGUAAUGUGACCAAAGACGGUUCCAGAGUAAGCUUGUCCAAACUAUAUGACACCAAAACGCUGACUUCUGACCUACUUAUACGAUUCGUCACUUACGCGGUUAUAACAUGCGAAUAUUCCAUGGCACAUGAUUAUCCAAAUGGAUUGGUAGCUAUUUUGGAUUUCCGGGAAAUCAACUUGAUAGAUCUACUGGCUUUUUCUACCCGACAUUUUACUCUUCUGCAGCAAUGUUUGACUAUAUUAAAGGUAAGAAGUAAAUUAUGUAAGCACGGCAUGCGCCUCAAAGGUCUACACGUGCUUACGACAUCUAAGGCAACCGAUGCUCUAGUAGCAUUCGCAAAGCAAUUGCUACCGAAGAAACUGGCUGACAGGUUACAUGUGCACAGAAAUAAGGACACCCUGUAUGAAUUUGUGCCUAAGGAUAUCUUGCCUACUGACUUGGGGGGUGAUACGUCGAGCUUAAGUGAACUGCAUGAGGUCUUCGUUAAUGAAUUAUUCUCAAAGAAGCAUAAAGAAUGUAUGGAAGAAUCUAAUCGUUCUACGAUCGACCUAUCCAAGAAGCCAAAAGAUUACUUCAGUGAUGACUACAUAAGCAUCUCCGGGUCAUUUAGAACUUUAACUGUAGAUUAGAUUUAUUGUACAGGGUUCCCUUUACAGACCCUAAAGGCCCACUUGCACCGACCACUUAACUCAGGGUUAGUGGGCUGUCAACUGUCAAAUUCCAUAUAAAAUGGUGGGUUAACCCUCGGGUGCAAGUGGCUCUAAAGGGAAAAUUUAGCUACUGUAUAUAUAUUUUAAUCUGCAUACGAGUAUCUACGACAUGUAAUCUUAAUAAAUAAUUACAAAUAUUUUUUAUUAUA
Leguminivora glycinivorella is the source of this 1180-nucleotide messenger RNA. RefSeq lists its product as uncharacterized. The record is from RefSeq and is a predicted model, not a curated record. Gene Ontology annotation, cellular component: membrane. The transcript has 6 exons. Lineage: Eukaryota; Metazoa; Arthropoda; Insecta; Lepidoptera; Tortricidae. Bases 63 to 950 code for a protein of 295 amino acids. Gene Ontology annotation, molecular function: phosphatidylinositol bisphosphate binding.